GAUCUACCUCAAUGCCAGCUGAUAUUACAGUGACAGGAAAUGACCUGAACAUGGCUUGUGAACGAGCUCGAGUCACAAUAGAGGAGACUCCAUCCAGUCCCGCCACUCACAAAUCUAGUCUGAAAAAGAACGUUACAAUGCAGCACACUCCAUCGGAAGUGUUUCAUUACACUGACAGUGGAGGGCAGUCUGACGCCGUCCACCUCGGUAAGAGCAACACAAUCCUCCAGGCUGCCAAGAGAGACUUACAGGGCAUCAUCCAACUGCAGGACCCUGGGCUUCUUGAAAGAAGAGUCACCCUCCAUCAUGUCAAAGCUGGCUCUGUGAUAGCUCGUCAAGGAGACCAGGUUAGAACAACAUUCCCACAGUUGCAGCUUUCUUUCUGGUCUCUGUGAUCCAUGAUCCUCUGAGACUCUCCCUAGCAAGAACGUAGCCACAGGAGGUCUUUCCUUCCUGAAAUUGUCCAACUCCUCUUUGAAAACCAACAUACUUCAUAAAACCACCAGACAGCAUCAUGUAUUUCAGUUACACACUGCUCAUUUGCACUGCACAGUUUUUUGGUUGCAUAGAUUUUCUGUUUUUUGUCUGUGUUGAAAUUUGGUGAUCAGAGUUUUGCUGAAAAUGACAUUUUCCCCUGGGAUAAAUAAAGGACAGGUAUUGUGA
Messenger RNA from Oryzias melastigma (Indian medaka), 663 nucleotides. Its product is annotated as patatin-like phospholipase domain-containing protein 7. The record is from RefSeq and is a predicted model, not a curated record. Bases 12 to 395 code for a protein of 127 amino acids. Lineage: Eukaryota; Metazoa; Chordata; Actinopteri; Beloniformes; Adrianichthyidae. The transcript is spliced from 4 exons.